AUGUCAACCCCAGAAAAGCGAUCUGCACCAGAUCAGUCCAAUUUAACCGGCCGUCAAAAACGACGAGCAAAGAACAGUAAUGCACGAAAAAUCGGCACGCCAAAGGAAUUCAUAAACACGUUGGCAAAAGAUGCUCCACGAGUUGCAGGUGCGAUCCGUGCCGAUGAAUUUACAGCAGCGCGUUUACAAGAGAUCAAUGCCAUGCAGACAGCUAUCAGAAAUGCAGGAAACGCAUUAAAUACCCUUACAUUCCAAGCGUUGCCGCGUGAUAUGCGACGACGUGCAGCUAGUCACAAGCUUACACGUCUUCCGGCUCAUUUACGAGCUAGAGCAGCACGUGAGAUGGAAAAUAGUCCUCCUACAAAAAGGAAAACUCGACGAGGAAAACGUCAAAACAAGGAUGAUGUCGUGUCCCGCGAGUAUCUUAGACGGCAAAAGGAAAACAAGUGGAUGGAAACGCACAUAUAUCACACGAAGCGGAUGCAUAUGAAUAACAUCUGGGGAUAUCGCUUGGCUGCUCGUCCAAAUGUCAAAUCAGCAAGAUCCUUGUAUCGAGCAUUUCAGCAUACGUCUAUCAUUCAUGAUGCGUCAUACGUGGGAUGUCUUGAACUAGUUGGCAAGCAGGAGGAUAUCGUCUAUAUCGUGAACACAGUGACAGAUGUCACUCUUCCAUCUGUUGGAAGCGAAAGAUUUAUCAAAGGAAACCGGAUCGGUCAUACACACAUAUAUGAAUAUAUGAACUGUCCAUCCAACCCAAUCUGCCCAGUCUCAUUUUUAUGGAAGCCAACAAUGCAAUGCAAAAGUGAAGGUGAAAAUGUCCAUACGUUGUGGCUAUGGAUUCAUCCUUCAGCCUUUGAGUGUGUCCUAAAGCAGUUGAAACAUGCUCGCGAACAAACAAAAUUAGAUGCUGUACGUGUUAACGACCUUCGAGACGAGUUCAUUCGUUUUGAUCUAUCCGGUGCUCGGACGACGGCUCUUUUACAGGCCAUCGUUAAACCAGUGGAAGAGAGCAAUCAGGUUGACAAGGAUGCUUCCUCAACGUAUAAAAGUAGCAAAGUCUGGCGGGACUUGUACCAUUUGCGUUCGGCAAGCUCAAUACCCCCAGGAUCAGUCAUCGGACUUACUGUCCAAGAUCCUCGCUUAGCUUUUGCACAAAAGGUUCAUGAGCGGACAAACCAAGUACCUCCGGAGGCUGAUAGCCGGCUCACAGAAUUGUUUGCUCAAUGGCCUGAAGACAUCGCUUAUUCGGAUAUCUGGGAUGAGAACAUUCGCAAAAAGCUUCUCGAAAGUUUGCCCUCGGAACAUGCACUGGCAAAACGGCGAGAAGAGAAUCUUCUGCCCGGAACAAAACUCGAGUUCAAACCUAACGACGGCGAUGUUCAAAUCCCUGUCUUGCUUGUUCAACGCAGUCAAGGACAAGGUCACAGUAGGAAUAAACGCCGCGGCGAGCAAGACACAUGCAAAACCGAGCUAUUGGAAGGAUGGACAUUGUUUUUGCCAAAGGGUUGCGCUAUGCCGUUUUGGAAAUCGUUUAUGUUUGCUGGAGCACGUGUAGCCGGUUAUGAGGAUUUGCAUGCACUCUAUUUCGAAAGUGGAGUACCAUGCUACCCUUACGAUUAUCUUGGCUCGCGUGCGUGUGAAGAUGCGCGCAACAUGGCAAAACAUGAAGCAGAGAGCGCAUGGCUGCGACGACCUCCGGCAAAACGUCUCAACUAUGCCAAGUUAGGCGUGGAACGGCCAUUUGAUGCUGCUUUUGAUACUCUGACGCUCGUCAGCGCAACCACUAAAACAGUCGCAAUGCUCACAGAUGAUACUAGUGGUGGGGACGAAACAAAGCCGGGACCAGACUUUUAUUUGCUGCAUGGACACAAGGCCGUGUCCGUCGUACUAUCCGCUAAAACAGACGAUGAAGCACAGUCGGCGCUCCUGGCAUAUCUUGCAGAACUGUAUACGAAACGUGGGUUGAAGCCCAUUGCAACUCUGCCGUUUGAUGCAGCUUUGAUACAAGUGCGCUUAGAAUUUUUUGAUCGUGGACGACCCGAAGCGAAUGCCAUGAUUUAUCUUAUCACUGAUGAUGCCGAAUACGAGACGCAAACAAGUUAUAUCCGUAACAGAGAACCUGGUCUAAAGAAUAAGAAGAAACUGCUGGAAAGCUUAGAAGAUGAUGAGGAAGCUGCCGCGAUGGCAGUGGAUGAAAAGGAGAAGCUAAAGUUCCCUCCCCCAGACGAUCUCAUCGGGUACCUCACCACGGCAAAUUUCUCUUUUCAUGCAGGUUGCGGAUCUGGUUUGGGUGCCUGCACUGCACGUGGCAUGCGUCGGCUGCAAGAGCUAGAUAAUAGUCGACAGAGAGAAAUAAAAACGGUUGUUCUUGUGCGCAAUACGAAGGCACUCCAGUGCAGACCUGCAAAACUACAGUUUCUUCCAUAA
Messenger RNA from Zychaea mexicana, 2427 nucleotides. Its product is annotated as NUC188 domain-containing protein. Gene Ontology annotation, cellular component: ribonuclease MRP complex; nucleolar ribonuclease P complex. The transcript has 13 exons. The record is from RefSeq and is a predicted model, not a curated record. Bases 1 to 2427 code for a protein of 808 amino acids. Lineage: Eukaryota; Fungi; Mucoromycota; Mucoromycetes; Mucorales; Lichtheimiaceae. Gene Ontology annotation, biological process: tRNA 5'-leader removal.